This is a messenger RNA of Alternaria postmessia, 414 nucleotides long. RefSeq lists its product as uncharacterized. The transcript is spliced from 3 exons. The coding region runs from base 1 to 414 and encodes 137 amino acids. Lineage: Eukaryota; Fungi; Ascomycota; Dothideomycetes; Pleosporales; Pleosporaceae. The record is from RefSeq and is a predicted model, not a curated record.
AUGCGCGUCUACCCUGUCUUUUACAAGAAACUCCUAGAACCAGCACCUCUAGAUGCCGAGCUAGCAACGGACAUAGAGCUCGAAGACGACGAAUACGAGGUCAAAGAAAUUAGGGACCUGCAGAAAGAACUAAAAGAAAAUUUAACAAACUGCAAGUUACAGCACAGCGACCUGUCGCGGUAUCUACAAAACAGCGAAGGUUCUUCUCUUCGCAGCGCUUACAACGGAAAGCUAUCUCUAGACCCUGCUCUUUUACACGGUCAGCACGAGCGCGACGCUCAAGAGUCGAACUCUAGGGGCGAGAACGGCGGGAAGACGGAACCUUGGGCAUGGUCAGGAGAAGUGAGGAAAGGAAAGAAGAGAGGCUACGACACCACAGGAACACCUAAACCUCCACCGCCGCCGCUGGACUAG